Messenger RNA from Lycium barbarum (goji berry), 1245 nucleotides. RefSeq names its product probable plastid-lipid-associated protein 4, chloroplastic. NCBI's taxonomy places the organism in Eukaryota, Viridiplantae, Streptophyta, Magnoliopsida, Solanales, Solanaceae. The transcript is spliced from 6 exons. The coding region runs from base 118 to 858 and encodes 246 amino acids. The record is from RefSeq and is a predicted model, not a curated record.
AACGAACGUGUGAGAAAAUUCUGAUCCACUCAAAGGGAACCAGACCCCCCCACCCACAAGGCCACAACGUACCAAAAUUGAACCAAAUUUUAAAAAUUUUGGCUAAAUAUCAAAAGAAUGGCUACUCUUUGUCUGUGUUCAUCUUCUUCAGUUAAACCCACUUUGAUUCAUUCUUUCCCAGCAAAUGCAAAUCUAUCAUCACAACAACUACUACUUUCUAAUUCUCCCAGAAAAAGAGCAUUAUUCAAUAAUUUACCUGUCAAUUAUGUACCAGAAUCAUUGAAAUGGAGGACAAGGGUUUCCUUCUUUCCGUUCUUCUCGACAAAAAGCAAAGACACUGAGAGCCUUAAGUUGGAGCUUCUCGAAGCAAUAGCACCUCUUGAUCGCGGUGCUGAGGCAACUCCUGAAGACCAAAAGCUUGUUGAUCAGAUUGCAAGUAAACUUGAGGCAGCUAAUAAAGUGAAGGAGCCCCUGAAGUCAAGCUUAUUGAAUGGAAAAUGGGAGCUCUUGUACACCACAUCUCAAUCAAUUCUGCAGACCAAGAGGCCCAAAUUCUUGAGAGCCAAUGGAAAAAUUUACCAGGCUAUCAAUGCAGAUACAUUGAGGGCUCAGAAUAUUGAAACAUGGCCAUUUUUCAAUCAGGCCACUGCCGAUUUAGUUCCUCUUAAUGCACGGAGAGUUGCUGUAAAAUUUGACUCUUUCAAGAUAGCUAGUGUGAUACCCAUAAAAAGCCGUGGAAGUGGUCGUGGUCAACUUGAAAUCACAUACCUGGAUGAAGAACUAAGGAUAUCAAGGGGCAACCAAGGAAACCUGUUUAUUCUAAGAAUGGUGGAUCCAUCAUAUAGAGUCCCUAAUUAGGGCAUGGUUCCUGUGGAUAGUGAUUGUCUCAUUCGCUAUUAGACCAUUUCAGUUGGAUUGCAGUGUUAGAAGUAGUUCUCCGAAGUAUUUCAGCUCAAUGCUGGAAACAUGAUAUACAUCUGAACUGUACAAGCUUCAGCAAAUCUCCGGUCAGCAAUUAUAGAGAUAUGCUUAAUGCUACAAAUAUCAGCAUAGUCCAAGCGAGCUUGCUUGGCGUCUUUACAGGGCUAUGAUCGGCCAUCAUAAUAGCAAAUAAACAUAUUCCUUGUAGUUAGAUCAAGCAAGAAGUUUUGGAACGAUAUCUACUAAAAACACUAUUAGGGAUUUAAUUUCAAUCCUUCCUUUAUUUUCUUUCUAUUGAAUAUGAUUUAACACUCUUAUUACGUA